Oncorhynchus mykiss (rainbow trout) is the source of this 671-nucleotide messenger RNA. Its product is annotated as histone H3-like. Lineage: Eukaryota; Metazoa; Chordata; Actinopteri; Salmoniformes; Salmonidae. Gene Ontology annotation, molecular function: protein heterodimerization activity; structural constituent of chromatin; DNA binding. The record is from RefSeq and is a predicted model, not a curated record. Gene Ontology annotation, cellular component: nucleosome.
UCGCGGCCCUAACAAAAGACCCAAGCGCGCCUCGGCGAGGGUGGGGGUUGCAUUUUGGGGCGGCACGGAGAGGCCGAGCCUCCCGUCCAAUGGGCGGCGGAGGAGGCCUCCGCAACGGGCCAAUCAGGGCGGUGCGGAGAUGGUGACCAAUGAGCAGACGCCGCUGCCGGCUUUAUAAACUUCACAUAGGCAUUUUGAGGCUAUACUCCGACUGUGAAAGAAGGAAGCUAGCUAGCGCCAUGGCCAGAACCAAGCAAACCGCUCGCAAAUCCACCGGUGGCAAAGCACCCAGGAAGCAGCUCGCCACCAAGGCUGCGCGCAAGAGCGCCCCGGCCACCGGCGGCGUGAAGAAGCCUCACCGUUACAGGCCCGGCACCGUGGCUCUUAGAGAGAUCCGUCGUUACCAGAAGUCCACUGAGCUGCUGAUCCGCAAACUGCCUUUCCAGCGCCUGGUGCGAGAAAUUGCCCAGGACUUUAAGACCGACCUGCGCUUCCAGAGUUCCGCAGUGAUGGCCCUGCAGGAGGCAAGCGAGGCUUACCUGGUCGGCCUGUUCGAGGACACCAACCUGUGCGCCAUCCACGCCAAGAGGGUGACCAUCAUGCCCAAGGACAUCCAGCUGGCCCGUCGUAUUCGCGGAGAGCGCGCAUAAACGAUGACCUGAUCUCCAAAA